Messenger RNA from Diversispora eburnea, 2436 nucleotides. Lineage: Eukaryota; Fungi; Glomeromycota; Glomeromycetes; Diversisporales; Diversisporaceae. The record is from the annotation of a GenBank genome assembly.
AUGACUACAAAUCCUGGUCUUCAAUCAAUAUCGGAUCUGACUGCUUCUACUCGUUUAACAACGGGUGAUACACCACCGCCUCUUGUAGGUUCCUCAACAACUGUAAUUGGGACUCAUCUCUAUUUAUUCGCUGGUCGUCUUGUAUCUUCGCGACGUAUGACCAAUGAAUUAUAUGUAUUGGAUUUGAAUACUUUUGUAUGGACUAAAAUUCAGGAUAAUGACCAACGAACUCCUAAAGCAAGAUACUUUCAUUCAGCAAAUCAAUAUAAAAAUUCUAUUCUCGUUUUUGGUGGGAUGGGUUAUUCAAGAACUUCAAAUGAUGGUUUAUGCGUUUUAGACGAUGUUUCCAUUUUUGAUCUAGAAACUUAUACUUGGAAACAUCCUGAAAUUAUAUCAUCUAAUUUUUCCCCUCGACCUCGAUAUGCUCAUUUGGCAUCUGUGACUGCAAAUAAAUUGGUAGUGGUGGGUGGUCAAGACAUGUCCAACUUUUAUAUUGAAGAAAUAAAUGUGUUGGAUUUGGAAGAAAUGACUUGGACUUCAUCACGACCAUUUGAGAAACAUUGUGGUGCAUAUCGAUCGGUCGCUGUUAGUAGUUUUAAUCAUACAAGUUUACCUCUUAUUGGUAUUAACAAUAAUGAUACCGUUCCACUUUCAUCCUCUGAUGAUUCUUCAUCUCAAAUAUCUCAAGAAACAAAUUUAUCAUCUUCAUCAUCAACACUUCGAAAAUCAAAUUCUACACAAAAUCUAUCUAUAGAUCCUAAUUCUCCAACUCCUAAUAAUUCAAAUUCUAUACGAAAACUUCCUUCAGUUGGUGCUUUCGGUCGUCAAGGUUCUCUAAAAAAAUCCCCUUCUGGACAAAAUUUUCAUACGCAUUCAAUAAAACGAUUGCAAUCUUCUGGAGAUAUAGUUAAUCGUCUUCUUUAUACGACUAAGGUUACUGAAGAAAAUCCAAAUCCAAUAUAUUUAUAUUCCAAUUAUAAUUUUACUGAUGUUAAGCGUGAACUUCAAGUAAUAGCACCUCCGACAUCAACAAAUUAUCAAAUUAUGGAUCAUUCAGGAAACAUGACAGGUGCUACCUUACCUCCCGGUCUUCGAUUUCCAACUGGUGCAAUCCUUGGUCAUUAUCUUAUUAUUUCUGGAACUUUCCUCACAAACACUAAUCAAACAUUUAGUAUAUGGGCGUUAAACCUUGCAAAUUUAGUUUGGCUUCGUAUUGAUACAGGAUCAUGUUUUCAGCAAGGUUCUUGGAAUCGUGGGGUUCUUUGCGAAGUACUUAACAAAUAUUUUGUAUUAGGUCAUCGUGAUAGAUCGCUUGUAGAAGAUUAUAAUCAUCGACAAACCAAUUUUGAUCAUGUAACUGUAGUUGAUUUGGAAGCGUUUGGAAUUUAUCAACCACCCUCUGCCACAAUGUCACCAAUAGCUCAGGAAUUAGGGUUAUCGAUGAUGAAGGAUUUAAAUAUUACAGAUUUUGAAAUUGUAACAUCAGAUAAGGAGCGAAUACCUGUUAAUUCGCAACUGUUAUCACAUAGGUGGCCACAUUUUAAAGCAUUAGUUGAUCAACAAGCAGAAAGAGCUCCUAGAUUAAAGUACGACGGAGAAACACAACAUGAUCCCGAAGAUGAUGAACCAAUAUUAAUGUAUCAUCAUCGUGCACUUGAAUUCCCUGAACCUUAUCCUGUUACAAUAGCAUUUUUACAGUAUUUAUAUACAGAUCAUCUUCUUACACCUCAACAAUAUCAACCACAAGUUUUGGCACAAUUAUUACUUCUUGCUGAUAUGUAUGAUCUCAGUCGUUUACGACAAUUAGCAUCUCACGCACUUCAUCAAUCUCUCAAUAUGACGACUGCUGCCUUGAUAUAUGAAACAGCUGCUUUAUCACGACAAACAGGUUUACAAAUUCGUGCACUUAAAGUUAUGAUUGCAGCAAAGAAAAUGUUACAACAAAAUAAGGAACAAUUAUCAUCUCGAGGUGUUUCAUCCAUUAAUGGGGCAAUAAAGGCACAUCGAGAGUCUAUAUUAGAACAAGAGAUGUCCUCACCUUCAAAUUGGGCGCCAACGUCUAGUAAUCCAGCAAGUCCACCAAAUUUAUCGAUGCAUUCAGAUUCGAGAACUUCUUAUUUUGAUCCAUUUCCACCGACAGUAAAUUCUUCAUCUCAAUCAGGGCCCGUUCAUACUACACGAUCACGUUCAUCAUCAUCUGUAUCAGCGUAUACAAUAUCGAAUCGUGGACAUUUACCUACCAUACAAGAUAAUGCAACAUCAGUUAAUAAUUUACCAUAUCAACAACGCUUACGAUCCUCACAAUCAAGUAGUUCAUUAAAUUUAAGACCCAGGAAUUUCAUGGGAAAUAAUAAUAAUGUACAAGUUCACCAACAAUCAAUUACAGCAGACAAUCGUUCAUAUCAACCGGGUGCUGGAUUUGGAUAUGUGAACUAA